Messenger RNA from Pezoporus flaviventris, 1093 nucleotides. Its product is annotated as glycoprotein-N-acetylgalactosamine 3-beta-galactosyltransferase 1-B-like. NCBI's taxonomy places the organism in Eukaryota, Metazoa, Chordata, Aves, Psittaciformes, Psittacidae. Gene Ontology annotation, cellular component: membrane. The record is from RefSeq and is a predicted model, not a curated record. The coding region runs from base 30 to 1016 and encodes 328 amino acids. Gene Ontology annotation, molecular function: N-acetylgalactosaminide beta-1,3-galactosyltransferase activity. The transcript is spliced from 5 exons.
CUGAGCCACGUGGAGCCGUGGGCAGGGCCAUGGGCAGCACCGGACAGCCCCCGAGGCGCCGCUGUGGGGCCGUGCGGGGCCCCUGGUUCCUGCUGGGCUUCGCCGUGGGGCUGGCGCUGGGGGGCAGCUUCCUGCGAGGCCUUGGGGGGCUGCAAGGCCCCCCAAGAGCCGAGGGUGCUCCCCCCCUGCGCAGCCUCCCCCCGCCCACAGUGAACAGCAGCCUGGCACAGGCGCUGUACGAGCGGGUGCGUGUCCUGUGCUGGGUCAUGACCAGCCCCAGCACCCUGGAGACCAGAGCCAGGCACGUGCAGGCGACCUGGGCCCGGCACUGCAACGUGGUGCUGUUCAUGAGCUCCGCGCCAGAGCCGAGCCUCCCGGCCGUGGGGCUGCCCGUGGGGGAAGGUCGGCAUCAGCUCUACUGGAAAACCAUCCGCGCCUUCCAGUACGUGCACGAGCAUCACCUGGACCAGGCCGAUUGGUUCCUCAAGGCGGACGACGACACCUUCGUGGUGGUGGCCAACCUGCGCUGGCUCCUGGCCGGGCGCUCCCCGGAGGCCCCCCUGUACCUGGGGAAGCGCUUCAAGCCCUUCGUGCGCCAGGGCUACAUGAGCGGGGGGGCCGGGUACGUGCUCAGCAAAGGGGCCCUGCGGCUCCUCGCAGCCGCCUUCGCCGCUGGGACCUGCACCCACAGCAGCCCCGUGGAGGACCUGGCGCUGGGGCAGUGCCUGGAGAAGCUCGGGGUGGCCGCGGGGGACUCCCGGGACUCCCAGGGACGGGAAACGUUCCACCCCUUCCCGCCGGAGCAGCACCUCACCCAGCCCCUGCCCCGCGACCGCUUCUACCCGCAGUACUCCUACUACCCCGUGCAGUGGGCCGCCGCGUGCUGCUCCGACCUCUCGGUCUCGUUCCACUACGUGGACGGGGUCCAGAUGCACGCGCUGGAGUUCCUGACCCACCGGCUGCGGCCCUACGGAUACCGGCACCGUUACAACCCGAAAACGCUGUACACGCCAUGACACGCCACGGCACGCCAAGGCACGCUAUGACACGCCACAGCACGCCACAGCAUGCCAUGACACGCCACAGCAUGCCA